UUUAGCUCAGGAAAUCCCCUUCCUUCUUCCGCAGUGGAGAGAUGACGUCACCCGGCCGCAGUACCAGCGCUUCCUUUGCCGGAGUGAGCAGAGAGAAAGAGGCUACAUGAUGCUCGCCGUCUCUGCUGCUACACUGACUUUACUACUAGCUUGGAUUUGUCCAAGUUACGCGCUAUAUUUCCACAUAGGAGAGACCGAGAAAAAAUGCUUCAUUGAAGAAAUUCCGGACGAGACCAUGGUCAUUGGGAAGUACAGAACUCAGCUGUGGGACAAGCAGACGAGCUCCUUCCUCCCAUCCACCCCUGGUCUCGGGAUGCAUGUGGAAAUCAAGGAUCCAGAUACCAAGAUUAUUCUGUCUCGUCAGUAUGGGUCAGACGGAAGGUUCACUUUCACCUCCCACACUCCUGGAGAGCAUCAGAUCUGCCUACACUCCAACUCCACCAAGAUGGCUCUGUUUGCAGGAGGAAAGCUGAGAGUGCAUCUAGACAUUCAGGUCGGAGAACAUACCAACAACUACCCUGAAAUUGCAGCUAAAGACAAACUCACCGAGCUGCAGCUGCGAGUCCGACAGCUGCUGGACCAAGUCGAACAGAUCCAGAAGGAGCAAAAUUAUCAGCGAUAUCGCGAGGAGCGCUUCCGUAUGACAAGCGAGAGCACCAACCAGCGCGUGCUCUGGUGGUCCAUCGCCCAGACGCUCAUCCUCAUCGUCACGGGGAUCUGGCAGAUGAAGCACCUCAAAAGCUUCUUCGAGGCCAAGAAGUUGGUGUAACGUCUGUUUGAGCAACAUCAGCCUCAGGAAGUGGCAUGAACCCGAACAGACAGACAUUACAGACCGAAAUGGAGAGACACCACCCACAGCACAGAAAAGACAAACAAAAACAAACGAAAAAAAAAACAGAAGGUGAUGCAACACUAUUAUCCGCCAUAACGGGAAUGCAGCUAAAAUCCCAAUACGAGCUAAAUUACUGGAGACCGUUACAAAUCCCAGGCUGUUACUUUUUUUCUGUCCCUUGCACAUUUUUAAAUAUGCCGUUUAAUAUCUGUUUAGAAAUUUCAGUUGUGCUACAUUCCAUUUGCAUUUAUUAUUUUGUUUGUUUGGAAGCAUUUUCUUGGUGGUUCUGAAGAUGUAAUUUCCUUUUUUUUCCUGUGCAAGAUUAAGUGCAGAGGCACUGUUAUCAACAUAGGUCAACGGUAAUUAGUCUUUGCAGUCAUGCAUGGAGAUGACAUUUGCAAUAGAAAUUGGAUGAUGGAGCUGUUAGAAUUACUAUUUUGUUGGCAUUAAGAGCUGGGUAAUACUCACAGAGUCUCACGGACCUGCAGACCUUUGUUUUUAUUACAGUAUUAGGUUUGCAUUUAACUUUCUUAUUCCAGAUAUUGUAGCUUCUGUCCAUAGACCCUGAGUUGUGUCCUGAACUUCAGAUGGUUACAUAAUACAGUCUGUCCAAAUAUCCUAUUGGCCUUGAUUCCUUUGAUAUCUGUUCUUCUGCCUACUGCACUGUAUAUAGUUUUUAGCUGGUAUCACGUUUCCUGUACAUUCAGUUGGGCGGUUCUGUAGAUACUGUUUGUGAUACUAGUCUUGUAAUGACAAGAUUACAGGUUGUAAAUAAUAAUUAUUGCUUAUUGAUUGACCUGCUCAUUUUCUAAUGCCUUUUACACACAGAUUGAAUGGUAUGCAAGUCGUCAGGCUUAUUUCACUUUUCAGAGGUCACCUACUUAGAAGCUGUUUUUUUUUUUUUUUAACAAUCACAGCCUAUUUAAUUGCUGAGCCGUAGCUAAAUUCACUGCACUUACAUCAGCUAUUUUCAAAACUCGAGUCAUGUAAGACCCAGAAUGAAGAUGAGGAAAUUUGUUCAGUAUGUGAACAUCAUCAGAAAUUAAUAUGAAGGUCAACCAGUGGGUUCCCAUGUUUACUAAGUUAUCAUUUUCUGUGUGAAGAAAUUUGAAUCCAGUUUUUAAGCUGUGAAAUACAUUUAGGCAUUUAUUGUCUGAAGGUCUUUAAUUCUAACAUCGAGUUGUUUCCACUUUGUACUGUGGUUUGGAUGUCAUCUCCAUGUGUGUUCGAAAUAAACUUUUGGCCAAAC
Messenger RNA from Myripristis murdjan (pinecone soldierfish), 2081 nucleotides. RefSeq names its product transmembrane p24 trafficking protein 4 (gene tmed4). The record is from RefSeq and is a predicted model, not a curated record. NCBI's taxonomy places the organism in Eukaryota, Metazoa, Chordata, Actinopteri, Holocentriformes, Holocentridae. The coding region runs from base 107 to 769 and encodes 220 amino acids. The transcript is spliced from 5 exons.